UUACCUUUCUGGUUUCCUAGAGGCUCUCAAGGACAGGUUGUGAUGUCUCUCCAUCCUUUUAGUUCCUUGCUUCGUCUCUACUCCCAAACCCAAACCUGAUUAAUGCCUCGCCUCCAUUCCGUACUCUCCUGCUGAAGCUUUUUUCUCUGAAACUAGUAUAUCCCCCAUCUGUUUGGUCCCGACGAUUUUCCGCUUUGGGAGCACCACCAAGCUCUUCCAGCUUGCAGGGCUGGAGUCUUUGCCAGGGACAGCAAUGGUGCCGACGCAUGGCGAUACAGCCGGACCGAGCUCCAGCCAGGAUGACCCGGCAGCCAGCGUGAAGAAGCGCAACAGCAACAGGCCUCAGUGUAAUCGAAUCUCUCCUCUGAUAAAGAAGCAGAAUUCUGUUAAUUAUUUCUUUAUUUCUCCAGCCUGGUUUUUAGUGAAUUUGAGGGCUGGGGCUUUUGCACCAUAAUCAGAAUUCGAUGUGCUUCGAACCAGAACAAAAAGAAAAAAAAAACUCUCUCUUUCCAAGAUUAGGCGAUGGUGAAUUCAUGAAGUUUUUUUUUUAAAAAAUGAGGCGAUUCAUAAAGCCGAAGUAACCUAAACUAAUUUAUACGAUGCUGUUAUCUUUGUGGUUUAAAUUUGAAACAAGGAGUGGUUGUUAUGUAUAUGAUGACUGUAUUGUGUUGACUUUGAAGAUCAUCCGUUUACUCAGCAACAGCUUCCAGCUUGCAAGCCUAUACUUGCGCCUCAGACGGAUGGUGACUAUUGCAACUAACCCUGGGCGACGCAAUCAGGUCAUCCCUGUACUCCUGUUUGUGGGCGUAGUUUUUAUCGUGAUUGGCCUUGGCUGCAUUGCAGCCUCAAACAGGGUGGUUGAAGUGGUCUAUGAGUAUGAGACUUCAUGCAUACCAAGACACAUGCUUGGCAACAAAGUCGCCUAUAUCCAAAACCCAUCUAUAGAUAAGACAUGCACAUGGAUUCUCAAGGUUCCUAGGGAUAUGAAGCACCCAAUCUACGUAUAUUACCAGCUUGACAAGUUCUACCAGAACCACAGGAGGUACGUGAAGAGCCGCAGCGACAAGCAGCUGAGAGAUCCCAAGGAGGCCAACAGCACGCAGCAGUACUGCAAGCCCGAAGCUACCACCGAGCACGGGAGCGCCGUCGUCCCCUGCGGGCUCGUGGCCUGGAGCCUGUUCAACGACACCUACAGCUUCGCCCGGGGCAACAACAGGGCGCUGAGGGUCCACAAGCGAGGCAUCUCGUGGAGGAGCGAGAGGGAACACAUCUUCGGGAAGCAGGUGUUCCCGAGGAAUUUCCAGAAAGGAGCUCUGAUCGGAGGAGGCACGCUUGAUCCAAGAAUACCUCUGAGUGAGCAAGAAGACCUGAUCGUGUGGAUGCGGACCGCGGCUCUGCCGACGUUCCGGAAGCUGUACGGCAGGAUCGAGGCGGACCUCCGCGCCGGCGAGCUGGUCACGGUGACGACGCAGAAUAACUACAACACCUACAGCUUCGGCGGGAAGAAGGCGCUGGUGCUGUCCACGGCCGGCGUGCUGGGAGGCAGGAACGGCUUCCUCGGCCGCGGGUACGCCGUCGUCGGCCUGGCCUGCCUGCUGCUGGCGCUGCUCCUCACCAUGCUCUGCCUCGUCUUCCCACUGAAAGAGGAACACCUUGCGCUGCAGUACCCUUUGCUCCGGCCUGCCACGGUGACCAUGCAUGCCUAGCUAGAUCAGUAGACGGUGUACAGAUUGAAACAGUUUCUUCUUUUUCAUUUUUGAUGUAUACUCAGAUUGAAACAGUUUGUUCUUUUUCUUCUUGGAUGUAUACUUGGGGUCUGAUCGGUGAUUUCUUGCGCACAGGAACAGCUAUAGGUCGAGCUGCGACAUGUAAAUAGACACUCAAAGAUUUGAGUUGUACUUGUACAUUUCUACUAGGGUCUAGGGGUUACAGAGUUUAAAAUUGGAAUAUGACAGUGGAUACGAGGGUAACCCCCAAUGUAAUCGCCAAGUGAUUUGGUAGUAGAGCACCGCAGUGUGUCUAAAAAUGAGGAUUGAAGUUUCUCUGUCGAUACUGAGCACCGUUACCAGCCAGCCACUACGCAGCUCUGUUUGGAUAUCAGUUAUAUUAUUUAGGUGUCACUGAAUUGUAGUUUAGAAUUGUACGGUCUAUUUUCACAUAAUACAGAGGAGUGAGCUCUCUAUUGAGAGAGAGAGUUUCUAGUUAUAAUUCA
Zea mays is the source of this 2212-nucleotide messenger RNA. RefSeq lists its product as uncharacterized. Lineage: Eukaryota; Viridiplantae; Streptophyta; Magnoliopsida; Poales; Poaceae. The coding region runs from base 600 to 1706 and encodes 368 amino acids. Gene Ontology annotation, cellular component: Golgi apparatus; endoplasmic reticulum; plasma membrane. The record is from RefSeq and is a predicted model, not a curated record. The transcript has 7 exons.